UUUAUAAAUUUUUAAUUUGUUUUGGACUGCACGACAAGUCCCCAACAUGUGUCUUCUCACCAAGGCCGGGCAUUUCUCUGUGGCCUUCCUCCUUCUAACAAGAAGUGGAAGGACAAAUAUGUGUCUAUCAAAUUCCUCCCGGCAGCUUUCCCUUUUGCUCAAAAUGUCUGGGGGAAGAGGAUGAAGCGCCAGGUCAAACCCGCGGAGACCGACGACCUGGUCACUUGGGAAGCCACCCUCCGAGCCGGGGAUGCCUCCACCCGUGGUCUUUACAAUGUGGGAAAGUGGAGCGUCUAUCCCGGCCGGGAGACUGAUCCCGAGCCAGAGAUUGUCCUGGUCAAGGCGAUCCCUGAAGCCGUCCCAAUCCGCCGGGUGAGAGGGUCCAAAGCCCCGGUUACUGCCGCUGCCGGUCCCUCGCGCCCGGGGAAGAAGAAGAAGGAGAAAGUGGUGAAGUUCCAAUCCAAGUUUGCCACUCCCAAGAUCCCCAUCAACUCCGAGGAGCUCUACAUCAACGUAGACACCAUGGAGUUUGACAACUUGAUGGGGGAUACCGGCCAUACAUCAGAGGCCGGGCAAGGCGGCCAAGGCGGCCAACUGGUUGAGGGGGGCUGUGAUGAAGAAGAGGCCGCCGAGGAGGCCCUUCAAAGGAAGAGGCGUAGGGCCGAAGAGGUAAACCAGCCGACAGGGUCCUCCGACGCCGGCAAAGCACGCGGUCAGCUGCGGCCGUUCGCCCUCAUGGUCCGAUCAGACGAGAACCUUUUCCAGGCCUUCCAGUCUGACCUGCAAGAGCAGGUCGGCCGGAUUGGCCUGAAGUACUUCACCCGGUUGGCGAAGUCCAGGGACGAGGAGAAGGCCCGGCUGGAGGCCAUGAUGGUAGAAUGCCGAAAGGAUGCCCAGGCCGCCCAUGCUAAGCCGGAGAAGGCGGAGGCAAAGCUCGUGGAGCACUGUGCGGUCUACCGCCAGCUCUACGCCAAGCAUGAUGGACUCCUCAAGGCCGUGAAAGAGGCCGAUGAGCAAGCUCAGGCAAAGAUCCAACAGCUAGAAGCCGAAAACGCCUGGUCGGCUGAGGAGAUUGCCCGGCUUGGGGACGAGCUGGAGAAAGAGCGGGCCAAACGUGCUUCCCUUGCAGCAGCCUGGGUGAUUCAGGAACCGGAGGAGUUUGCUAGCCGGGCCAUCGCUGAUUGGGAUGCUGCCAUCCGGCUGGUCCAAGGGCUCUACAAGCAUGAGCCAUCAGCCAAGGUCGUUGAUGAAAUUGCGACCUUUGGCUUUGAAAGUGGCCAAUAUGAUGAGCGGCGGUCGCUGUAUGGCAUUCUUGAGCAGCGGAUCAAAGGCUUCAUGCCAAAGGCCCUCUCUGCCUGAGCUGCAUGACGAAGUGCCGGUCGCACCUUUCCCGGGAAUCUGACCUUAGCCUUCUUUUCCUUUUGUUUCUUUUUUUUAUCUUUCAUAUGUAUUGACUGGCCUCCGGGCCUUUUUUGUAAGACUGGCCUCCGGGCACGUUUUGCAAUAGUAAUGAAAGUUUUUCUUCCAU
This is a messenger RNA of Cuscuta campestris, 1528 nucleotides long. NCBI's taxonomy places the organism in Eukaryota, Viridiplantae, Streptophyta, Magnoliopsida, Solanales, Convolvulaceae. The record is from the annotation of a GenBank genome assembly.